AUGGCGGCGCCAGUCGACGAUUACCCAAUGGGAAUGCGCUUCAACCCAACCGACGAGGAGUGCUGCCGCUACCUCGUCGGCACCGUCACCGGAAACCCCGUCGCCGGCCACCACCUCGUCAUAUCAGCCGGCGACCUCUUCGGUGAAAAGGAGCCCUGGGAGUUCUUCUCCGCCGAAGACGAACACCAAGAGCGCUAUUUCUACACGCGCCUCAAAAGGGUCGCCAAGAACAACGCCAGUAGUAGUAGUAGUAGUAAUCAGCGCUAUUCACGCAACAUCGGGAAAGGCACGUGGUCGAACAAGGGCCAGCGGGUGUUGAUCCACGGGGAGGAGCGAGGCGAGUUGCUGGGCUACAAGCGGGCCUUCCGUUACGUGCCGAGGAAAGAAUGCUCGGGUGCCGAUCGUUUCGGUGAGUGGAUUCUGAAGGAGUAUAUGGUUCCUGAUCACGAGUUGGGGCAAGUGAAACCGGAGUUUAAGGAUUACGUGCUUUGCCUUCUCAGGAAGAAGAACGAGAAGAAUAAGAAGAAAAGGAAGAGUGGGCCGGGCGGUGGACUUGGUGAAUCGGAUAGUGGGCCGGACGAAAGCCGGGGAUUGGCUUACUUGCUCUCGACUUUGGGCGAUCAAAGUAGGCCGGCUGGUCGAUCGGAGGGUCGUUCAGCCCAUGCACAACAACCCGGAUGUGGGAAUAACGUGAAUAAUGGAGGAUAUUUUGGUCAUGGUUCGGGGGAGAAUGUUGGUUAUGUGGUGUUGGAAGACGAUAAUUUGCAAGAGCUCAUAAGUUUCGACAUGGACAACAAGGAGUCGGUACGGAGUCUCGACGGUUUGUUUGUGGGUUCGGUUCGGUGUGGUGAUAAAGAAGAAGAGUAUAUCACAUACUCAUUUUGGCCUCAAUUCAACUGA
This is a messenger RNA of Striga hermonthica, 900 nucleotides long. NCBI's taxonomy places the organism in Eukaryota, Viridiplantae, Streptophyta, Magnoliopsida, Lamiales, Orobanchaceae. The record is from the annotation of a GenBank genome assembly.